AUGUCAAUAGGGGCAAAUGCCAUUUUUCGGCCGCAUAAUGCUGUUUCUGCUGCAGUGAUACGGUUCGUGCCUAAUUUUGUUGCUCUUCGACUGAGUUGGACCCACAAUUCUCUUCGAAGUGAAGGAUUAGAACAGUUCAUCGAGGAGUUCCUUCCCGUUAUUCGGGAAAAUAAUCCGCAAAUAAAAUACUUCUUGCAUAGAACCUACACGGAAUGUGAUCCGUUCGUUGUUGGAGAGUAUACGUGGACGCGAAGCCGUCGAAAACGUGCCUCAUGGAGGUCAAAGCACCAAGUUCUAUCUAUGGUUGAAGAAAUGGCAGUUGGAGGCGAUUAUCGACCAGGUCUAAAGCGAGGUGUUAACAAACGUCUCCCUCGUGGGCAGGAAUUGUGGGAUACAGAAACCAUAGGCCACGAUGUUUUCAAGGUCCAUAGUAAGUGGAAAGCUGACGAAGAUGAUCUGAAAAUGCCGACCUCUGAGAAGCAUCCACAUUUUGUAUAUAGGAAGUAUUAA
Molecule: messenger RNA, 510 nt
Organism: Necator americanus (New World hookworm)
Lineage: Eukaryota; Metazoa; Nematoda; Chromadorea; Rhabditida; Ancylostomatidae
Exons: 5
Coding region: 1-510 (169 amino acids)
Source: RefSeq, a predicted model, not a curated record